AUGCUACCAGACAGAAUUAGUUAUCGUGAAUUUCGAAACAGAUAUCGCUUAUCGAAAGACAGUGUACGAUUUGUGAUUAGUUUAGUGGAAGAUAGGUUAGUGUCUCAUGCCGGUCACCACAACGACAUAUCCCCAGCAAUGCAGGUACUUGUAACCCUGCGGUUCUAUGCUAAAGGAUGCUACCAGACAGAAUUAGGAGAUCUGCAUGGCAUUUCCCUGCCUAGCGUAUCCAGAAUAGUUGCAAAAGUAUCUGAUGCUAUUGCUACACUGCUUCCACGAUUUGUUGUGUAUCCAGCUAGAAUGGAAGCUCUUAAAAUGGAGUUUUACAACAUAGAUCACUUUCCUGGGGUUGUGGGCUGUAUUGAUUGCACCCACAUUGCAAUAAAAAACCUCAGUCAGGAGUGA
This is a messenger RNA of Cephus cinctus (wheat stem sawfly), 405 nucleotides long. Its product is annotated as putative nuclease HARBI1. The record is from RefSeq and is a predicted model, not a curated record. Bases 1 to 405 code for a protein of 134 amino acids. The transcript is spliced from 3 exons. NCBI's taxonomy places the organism in Eukaryota, Metazoa, Arthropoda, Insecta, Hymenoptera, Cephidae.